AUGCUUAACAAACAACUACACUGAUGUUUAAGUGAAUUACAGCUAGAUCUAGGUACCAAUUUAUGAUCAAAGAAAUAUUUAUAGAGACAAAGUCAAGUGACAUGAGGAUGAGGUUGCAUGUCAAUGUGUUAUGCACCAGGAGGCCCAUUCACUCUGACUUCAGCACCCCAAUAGAAAGAAAAUUAUAUGGAGAGCUCCCUGAUUUAAAAACCACUGUGUAGUUCAUUUACAAAGAAUUAAUUGAAUUUGUUCUAAAUCAAAAGAAAGGAAAAAGUAAAUUACCCAAUUCAAGAAUAUUUGUUAAUAAAGUCAUAAGAAGAAGAAGACAUCAAAAUGUCACUGAUGGCUGAUUUAGAGCAUGAAUCCAAUCUUGACCUGUGCAAUGUAAUAAAACAUGAGAAGAAAGAAAGUCUGAAUGAAAUAUGUUUGAUAACACAGUCAUGUGAACUACAAGACGUGAACUUGUCAAAUGUAAAAAUUGAAAAGACUGAAGAAGAUGAAGUAUCUUCUUCUAUGCAGCCAUUUGAAAACAAUUGCCAUGAUCAAACUUGUAAUGUAAUCCCUGGACAUCAGGCAAAUGUUCUAAAGCAGGAGAUAAAAAUGUCUUGUACUACUGAAAGUGAUAAACCAUUGUCCUUAGCAUCAAGGCUGCUGGCUAUGUCAAAGAAAGCAGACAGAAACUUUUAUCCAGUGCCCAUCAUUUUGCCAAACUUAAAACUGACUGGACACAUACCUCUCCUAGAACUGCCAUUGAGCGAGAUAAAAAUCCUAAAUCAAGAAAAAGAAAUGACUUCAACAAAUGUAUUCCUAAAGGACAUCCAUGAUCAUAUGGAACCAAGCCUUUCCAAUGAAAUUGUUUCAGAUAAAAUCAAGAAUUCUAUUUGCACUGAUAAUCAUCAGAUAAAUAAACUUUUCACUUGCCAAAUGUGUCAAAAAGAUUUUUCUAGCUCUAAAAUAUUACAAAAUCAUGAGUUGAUUCAUGCUGGUGAAAAAACAUUUAAAUGUCAAAUAUGUCAGAAAGAUUUUUCUUCGUCUAGUUAUUUGAAACAACACCAACUGAUUCAUACUGGUGAACAACCAUAUAAAUGUGACACAUGUGGAAAAAAAUUAUUUCAUUUUUCAUCUUUGAAACAACACCUACUAGUUCAUACUGGCGAAAAACCAUUUAAAUGUCAAAUAUGUCAGAGAGGAUUUUCUACCUCUACUUAUUUGAAACAACACCAACUGACUCAUACUAAUGAAAAACCAUUUAAAUGUCAAAUAUGUCAGAAAGGAUUUUCUUACUCUACUCAUUUGAAACAACACCAACUGGUUCAUUCUCUUGAAAAAACAUUUAAAUGUCAAAUAUGUCAGAAAGGAUUUUCUAGGUCUAGUUAUUUGAAACAACACCAACUGAUUCAUACUGGUGAACAACCAUUUAAAUGUCAAAUAUGUCAGAAAGGGUUUUCUAGGUCUAGUUAUUUGAAACAACACCAACUGAUUCAUACUGGUGAAAAAACAUUUAAAUGUCAAAUAUGUCAGAAAGGUUUCUCUUCGUCUAGUUAUUUUAAACAACACCAACUGAUUCAUGCUGGUAAAAAGCCAUUUAAAUGUCCAAUAUGUCAGAAAGUUCUUUUUUCAUCUAGUUAUUUGAAACAACACAUACUGAUUCAUACUGGUGAACAACCAUAUAGAUGUGACACAUGUGGAAAAAAAUUAUUUAAUUUUUCAUCUUUGAAACAACACCUACUAGUUCAUACUGGCGAAAAACCAUUUAAAUGUCAAAUAUGUCAGAGAGGAUUUUCUACCUCUACUCAUUUGAAACAGCACCAACUGACUCAUACUGGUGAAAAACCAUUUAAAUGUCCAAUAUGUCAGAAAGGAUUGUCUACCUCUACUCAUUUGAAACAACACCAACUGACUCAUACUAAUGAAAAACCAUUUAAAUGUCAAAUAUGUCAGAAAGGAUUUUCUAACUCUACUUAUUUGAAACAACACCAACUGACUCAUACUAAUGAAAAACCAUUUAAAUGUCAAAUAUGUCAGAAAGGAUUUUCUUACUCUACUCAUUUGAAACAACACCAACUGGUUCAUUCUCUUGAAAAAACAUUUAAAUGUCAAAUAUGUCAGAAAGGAUUUUCUAGGUCUAGUUAUUUGAAACAACACCAACUGAUUCAUGCUGAUAAAAAACCAUUUAAAUGUCAAAUAUGUCAGAAAGGUUUUUCUUCAUCUAGUUAUUUGAAACAACACCGACUGAUUCAUACUGGUGAACAACCAUUUAAAUGUGACACAUGUGGAAAAGGAUUAUCCAAUUCUUUAUCUUUGAAACAACACCAACUUAUUCAUACUGGUGAAAAACCAUUUAAAUGUCAAAUAUGUCAGAAAGGAUUUACUUUGUCUAGUUAUUUGAAAAAACACCAGCUGACUCAUACUGGUGAAAAACCAUUUAAAUGUCCAAUAUGUCAGAAAGGAUUUUCUUACGCUACUAGUUUGAAACAACACCAAUUUGUUCAUACUGGUGAAAAAACAUUUAAAUGUCAAAUAUGUCAGAAAGGAUUUUUUAACUCUACUUAUUUGAAACAACACCAACUAACUCAUACUGGUGAAAAACCAUUUCAAUGUCAAAUAUGUCUGAAAGGAUUUUCUACCUCUACUCAUUUGAAAGAACACCAACAUGUUCAUAGUGGUGAAAAAACAUUUAAAUGUCAAAUAUGUCAAAAAGGAUUUUCUUACUCUAGUAAUUUGAGACAGCACCAACUAGUUCAUACUGGUGAAAAACCAUUUCAAUGUCAGAUAUGUCUGAAAGGAUUUUCUACCUCUACUCAUUUUAAAGAACACCAACAUGUUCAUAGUGGUAAAAAACCAUUUAAAUGUCAAAUAUGUCAAAAAGGAUUUUCUUACUCUAGUAGUUUGAGAAAGCACCAACUAGUUCAUACUGGUGAAAAAUCAUUUAAAUGUCAAAUAUAUCAGAAAGCAUUUUCUAAGUCUAGUGAUUUUAAACAACACCAACUAGUUCAUACUGGUGAAAAACCAUUUAAAUGUCAAUUAUGUCAGAAAGGAUUUUCUUACGCUAGUAAUUUGAAACAACACCAAUUUGUUCAUACUGGUGAAAAACCAUUUAAAUGUCAAUUAUGUCAGAAAGGAUUUUCUCGGUCUGAUCAUUUGAAACAACACUAUCUUGUUCAUACUGGUGAAAAAUCAUCUAUUGUAGACCCCCCUGCCUUUUUUUCUGGUAGUUAGUAGACCCAUUGGUUAACUUACAAUUAUUUUCAAAUUCAUCAUUUUUUUUAAAAAGUAAUUUCUUACUGUAGUGAGCUGAGAAGUGAAAAAGUAAUUUAAAGCUGUAUAUUAAGUUAUAGAGAUCUAUCUUUUUUAUUGACGAAAUUUAAACCAAUUAAAAUAACAAAUAAUUAAUUAAUUAAUAUGCUGGAAUCACCUAACACACUAGAAAUGUUGAUUGUUCUUCGCAGGUUUAUCAUCCAUUGCAAAUGAUUCCAAUAGGAAUUUGUUCUUUGAAGUAGUCCUUCAAACAUUAAAUAUGUAUUAAUUUGCCAAAUGUGUAUCAUUGUUAAAGCUUAUGCAAAGAGCUGUUUCUCCUAUAUUUGUUGAUGUUUCAUGUGUGGCUCAAAUAUUGAGUCCGAAGAACUGUUUUCAUUAACGGCAAAUCAUUAACGGCAGAAGGGGCGAAUGUGAGUUCUAAACCAGGAAGCUUGCUAUCCACUUAGCAAAAUGAAAACUGAAUUCAAAACUCUGCUGCAUUGCAACUAUCCCCAAACAUGGUAAUGGUUUCGUGUGUCACCCCUGAGGAAAAAUAAGGAGUUAGCAACCCAUAGGCAGAUUGUAGCAGACAGCGCUACACCCUGUCAGAGCCUCUGACGCAGCUUAUUUUAAACUGUAUCUAUUUUGUUUUCAAAAACAAUAAAUAAGAAGCUCUUUAUUUUACGACACAUGCCACCAAUGUGCCCCUGAACCGUAUUGUUGCUCAAAGAAAUUCUUUCAAUAAUAUUAAAUGUAGGUCUGUGUAAAACAGUUUUUAAAACAACAAUGGCUUGUAAAAUCAAAAGUUUUAGGUACCAGAGAUAUUGUAAGACUCUUACAAACAAUCAUCUUGUCUAUAUGAUGUCGAAGAGAGAUUUUUUGGGUCUGUUCUCUUUCAUUGAGUGUUUGAACGUUUUUCAAAUGUUAUCUAUUUUGUCAUGGUGGCAUUGUCUCAGAUGGUCUGCCAACGUAACUUGUUUUAUCUCGUCAUAAAUAGACAUUUAGGCAACUGAUUGUUUGACAAUGAAGGAAUGAAGCCUUAUUUUAAAUAAUUAACGCUGCGUACAGUCAUACCUUCAUUUUGUUAAACAUUAGUUACAUGCAGACGAUAUUAAUCUAAAUAAGUAUUGGAAUUAAAUACUAUAAUUUUUCGUUUGAAUAGCGUCACAGUCUCGCUUGACAUUGCCUGUUAUAUGCUCACCUUUGGUCAAGAAGAGGAAAGGCACGUGAAUCAUCUGAUAUAGAAAGAGGAAGUAAGUAUGACUAAAUGGACUUUUAGUCACUUGUAGCUUUUCGGUCAGUUGAGAGAGUCACUCAUUGGAUCUGAGUCGGUACACAUAUUUCUAGUAGUUGUUGGUUUUUAGCGUCUCCCGAAAGGGGAAAAGACGCUAUUAGUUUUGUGCGAAAUGUCUGUCCUUCCGUCCCGUUUAGAUCUCGUAAACUAAAAGAGAUAUUGAAAAUCCGACAUCACAAUAUUUUAGACCAUUCAAAGUUCUGAUGCAACGGCUACUUUUUUUUUUUUUCUGAAAGCGAAAAAUCUAAGUUUUAAAAUCAGUUAUGCAAGCAGUUUUUUUUUAAAGAGAAAAAGCUAAUUAGUAUGCAUUAUAAUUUAGACCUAAUUUAAAACGAAUAGGAAUCUUGUAAACUUCAUUUUCCUAAAUAUUUUUAUAUUGCGGAAUUUUUUUUUUUUAUUUUUUUUUUGAAGAUUCGAAUAAGAGAUUAAGCCUAUUCAAAACAAUUAGAUCAAUUAUAAGACAUCAGUUAGGCUAGGGGAGUUGCGGUGGCUGAGCGGUAAAGCGCUUGGCUUCCGAACCGGGGGUCCCGGGUUCGAAUCCUGGUGAAGACUGGGAUUUUCAACUUUGGAAUCUUUGGGCGCCUCUGAGUCCACUCAGCUCUAAUGGGUACCUGACAUUAGUUGGGGAAAAGUAAAGGCGGUUGGUCGUUGUGCUGGCUACAUGACACCCUCAUUAACCGUAGGCCACAAAAACAGAUGAACUUUACAUCAUCUGCCCUAUAGACCACAAGGUCUGAAAGGGGAACUAGUUAGGCCAGGUUCACAUAUAACUUUACAUUCACUUUCACCUAUCCUUUGAUCUGCGGGACCGUUGGGGCACUACACAAGAUCUGUUAACCAUUUUUUCUCCAUUCUUAUCUCUCAUAUGUCUUUGAUAUAAUUUCAUUUGGAUGUUCUUUCUGAAAAUAUUGAAGCCUGCCUGGGUGGACCACUUCGGGGGCCGAUUUUGAGUUUGUGUUUCCACACAAACUGUCUUUUGUAACCUUGUUUUUUUUUUUGUACUCAGAGAUGGAAGUUUAUUGAUAUGUGUACCCGAUGUGAGGCGGACUUUAUUUGUACUCUAGAGGACUUAGUGUAGUUGAUAUCUGAUACCGCUGUUAUGCGAAUAUAAUUAUAUUUCAAAUUGAAUUAUCUUUGUGUAACAACUAUAAAGUUGCAGUAUUAUUGAAUAAAUCUCAAAAUUGUCUACUAAAGUUGGACUCUGGUCAUUGCAUACUAUUCAUGUUUGUUACUUGUUGAGUGGACACAUGAACCCAGCAUUCUAAGGCAUACGCGACACAUUGAUAGUAAUGCCCGAUUCUACACCUGAGUGACCAGCAACACACAUAUACGUUACAAUAGCAAGAUAAAUAUUGAAAGAAUUAACUAAGAUACAAAUAAUAGUAUUGUCUGAAAGAAUGGGAAGUAAAAAGUAUAGUCGGUACCUGCUGGAAUGAAACCUAUUAUCGUAGACCCCCCCGUGGACAUUUCAUAGACACCCCUCCCCCAAUUUAUUUUUUUCACUUUCGUAAACUCCUUGGAAGUUCCUUAUAGACAACCAGGGGGUCUAUAUAGACCACUUUGGGAAUCACUGGUUUAAAUGUUAAAUAUGUCAGAAAGUAUUUUCUAUUCUAGUAAUUUGAACCAACACCAACUGAUUCAUAAAAUAUGUCAGAAAGGUUUUUUAUUCGACUAGUUAUUUGAAACAACACGAAGUUAAGUUAAAAAAAAAAAAGUAAAGUACAGUUUUCUUUCAUACCUUGUGGCCUUUAGGACAGAUCAUGUAAAGGUCAUCUGGUUCUGUUGCCUACUGUUUAUAAGGCUGUUAUGAGGCCAGCACAACGACCAACCGCCUUUAUACUUUUCCCCAACUAACGACGGGUGCCCAUUAUAGUUGGUGGACUCAGAUAUCCCGAAAUUAAAAAUACCUGUCUUCACCAGGAUUCGAACCAGGGACCCGUUUCAGAUGGCAAUCGCUCAGCCACCAUUCCUCCUAUUUCAAACAGCACCAGUUGAUUUAUUAUGAUGAAAGACCAUGUAAGCCCUAAAUGACACAUAUGUGGAAAAGGAAUUUCUGUCACUUCACGUUUGAAACACCACCACCUGGUUCAUUAUUUUCAAGACAUUUAAAGGGAUAAAGGAGUCUUCUAAUUGAUGUGGAAAAAAACAAAACACCAACACUUUUUUCAUAACUCUGAGAGACCAUUUAAAUAUCAAAGAAAAAUAUUUUCGCAUCAGUUACCUACUAGUACGCAUCUUGCGCAUUUUGUCGCAAAUGGACACGAAAAUACGCCCCUUUUCUCCCUCUUAAAAAAAAAAAAUUAUAGGCCUGGAAUUGGCUAUUUUUAUUAGAUCUACCACGAGAAAGUAUCACUUCGCGUACGAAGAUAUAAAUGUUUACCAGAUUUUAGUGAUUUAAAUAGAGCAGAGUUCCUUUCAGUGUGUCAUUUUUUAUGAAGUCUUUAAACUGAUUGAUUAAUAUUAUCAGUGUAAAUUUGCUACAUACAGAUAAUGAAAUUGAUGACAAAUAUACGUGAAUGUUUCUAUGGUACAAUUUGGUAGCCUGAGGAAUUACAGUUUAUAUCUUAUAUUUUUAUGUACACUGAAUAUGUCAAAAAUUAAGAGAGUUCAGACUUUGAGUUUAUCUAAUCAGGAUAUAGAGUUUAAAAAUUCAAUAAGAAACAAUAAAAUAGCAUUGAGCUGCUAGGCUAAGUAGAUCACUUUGUCUAGAAAUCUAACUAAAUCUAUGGAUUUUGUGUCUUUUUUUUUCCUACUAUUGGCUAGCUAUACACUUACAGAAGUCUCUAUAAAUAAUUAUAUGUGAGAAAUAUCUAAAAUAUAGUAUGUAACUUGUUCUUAUUGCUAUACUGGUGUCAUAUUUUUAGCUCAUUAAAGUUUAACUUAUUUUAGAGUUUUAGUAAACCAUUGUAUAUUAUUUUAUAUGUACAGCGAUAUAUUGUAAUAAAAUAUUAGUUAUAAUAAUUUAUUUUUGUGGUUCUAUAAAUUCUCCACAUUUUGACAUAUAUUGCAUGCAUGUUGUCAGGGUUCACUUUAGGCUUGGCUGGACUUGGUUCCUGUGGCUCGAUAGGGGCUUGAGAAUUGUUAUACAAUUAGGAACAAUUACUACUAAAUAUAUUUAACUGCAACUCCAGAAUAACACUAAAUUCAUGGAAUAAUAAUGAUACUUAGAAAUCAAAAGAGCACAAAUAAUGAGAGAAGAAAUAAAAAAGGGAUAUAACUCUUUCAUACUUAAAUAGUACAAAGAAAUAACACAAUCACUCUCACCAUACCUGCCCCUGACAUAUGUAUCAUUUAUAUUUCUUUUGUUACUAACUUUGAAAAUAUACAUUUUGAUAAAAUGCAACAUUCGGCGCAAAAAAAAAUAAAAUGAAAACAUUUAUUGACACGUUUGAAAACAAUUGAGCGUGUUCUCUAUCUGCACAUGAAUGAUUUUACUAAGGUUUCAUCUCCAGGAGUCUUAUAGUUUCGCUUGAAAUGUCCUUUAGGUUUGGAAGGCCAAAAAAGAAACUGAGAAAAACGAGUUUUUAAAAACGUGUAACUCUCUUAAUAUUUGAGCUCUAGGGCUGAACUCUUGUGAGCUGAAGGCUCCUAGGUACAGUGCGCGUAGUAUGUCAUCUCUGGCGUCCCACUUUGUGUUUGCUAUUUUUCUGAGUAGCACUAACUUUUUCUUUCAACGUCUGGAGGUGGUGAUGCAUUUAUAAUUUUCUAUCUAGGGUGACACCUUGAUAAUUGGGCGUAUUUUCACGUUGGAGUCGCAGCCCACCGAGUUGGAGCUCGAAUGGGACUUUAAUAAUGUCGAUUCCUGGGCUGAACAGGGAAUAGGUCGUCUGGGAAACUUUGAUCUGAAUCUUUCAUUUUGCGUAGGGUAGAGAGAUGGUAUGGAGGUCUGCUCGUAGUGCUGCCUGCAGUUGGUCAGUUUUCUUCCCGAUUGACCGAAGGAUAAUGU
This is a messenger RNA of Biomphalaria glabrata, 8477 nucleotides long. RefSeq names its product zinc finger protein 729-like. NCBI's taxonomy places the organism in Eukaryota, Metazoa, Mollusca, Gastropoda, Planorbidae. Gene Ontology annotation, biological process: regulation of transcription by RNA polymerase II. Gene Ontology annotation, molecular function: RNA polymerase II cis-regulatory region sequence-specific DNA binding; DNA-binding transcription factor activity, RNA polymerase II-specific. Gene Ontology annotation, cellular component: nucleus. Bases 334 to 3219 code for a protein of 961 amino acids. The record is from RefSeq and is a predicted model, not a curated record. The transcript is spliced from 5 exons.